AUGGCCAAGUGCUACAUGCUAGCAUCUAUCUCAAAUGUUCUACAGCAUCAAAUGCAUGAUGUAGAACUAGUUUCAGACAUUAUGCUAAGUCUAAAGGAGAUGUUUGGUGAGCAAGGCCGUUCUACAAGGCAAGAAACCAUGAUCUCUAAUCUGCAUACUUUGGAGGUUUUAGGUGCCGAUAUUGAUGGAGAAUCCCAAGUGGAUAUGAUACUCCUGUCACUACCAGAAUCAUUCAAGGAAUUCAAACUUAACUAUAAUAUGAACAAAAAGAUUUAUACAUUGUUUGAAGUAAUAAAUGAAUUGGUAGCGGCAGAAGGCAUUCUUGGUACUUCUAGUGUUGAUGCUAAUAUGGCUGAAGCUUCUACUUCUCAACCUAAGUCGAAAGGCAAGGGUAAGAAGAAGAAGGACUUCACCAAGCAAGAGGGUAAACAAAUUGUCUUAGGGGAUGCCGACAAAGGAAAAAAGAUCAAAGGAAAGUGUUUCCAUUAUGGUGAGAAAGGACAUUGA
Messenger RNA from Quercus lobata, 507 nucleotides. RefSeq lists its product as uncharacterized. NCBI's taxonomy places the organism in Eukaryota, Viridiplantae, Streptophyta, Magnoliopsida, Fagales, Fagaceae. Bases 1 to 507 code for a protein of 168 amino acids. The transcript has a single exon. The record is from RefSeq and is a predicted model, not a curated record.